This is a messenger RNA of Glossina fuscipes, 2532 nucleotides long. RefSeq names its product TWiK family of potassium channels protein 7. Gene Ontology annotation, molecular function: potassium ion leak channel activity. Gene Ontology annotation, cellular component: membrane. The record is from RefSeq and is a predicted model, not a curated record. Gene Ontology annotation, biological process: stabilization of membrane potential; potassium ion transmembrane transport. The transcript is spliced from 8 exons. Lineage: Eukaryota; Metazoa; Arthropoda; Insecta; Diptera; Glossinidae. The coding region runs from base 286 to 1488 and encodes 400 amino acids.
UAACCAAAAACUAACCAAAAAUUUUAUUCAUCUUAAUGUUGAAAUUUUUUUUUAAAUAUAUAACACACACAAUAUUGUAAACAUGAUUAAAUCGUUUAUAUAGAUCUUACAACUAAUUAAUGUUAAACAUGUCGUGUAAAAAUGCCUCUGAUCUCAUUACAACAUAAGGCGAUAAAAUAUUUUAACAAAAAUAACUAACUGUAAAUGCUAUAAACGAUCGGUUCACAUAAUUGAAUAAGCAAAAAGAAUUCGAUCUCAAAAUAAAACGAGAAAAAAAAAAAAAAAAUGAUUGAAUUUAAUGCACAAGAUGAGGCCAAUAUCGAAUUAUUAGAGAAAUUAAAACAUUUAGAUGUGCGUUUAGAAAACACAAAUAAAUCGAAUAGUUUAUGCAAAACCGCCUGUUGGAAGUCAUUGAAAUGGAAAACAGCCCUCAAUCACAUUGGAUUAUUGGUAUCGUUAUCCAUUUAUUGUGCAGUCGGUGGUUUGAUAUUUCGUCAUUUGGAACGGCCAGCCGAGAUUGAACGUUUAGCUGAAUUGAAAACUAUAGUGAAAACGGAGAGAGAACGUUUCGUUAAUGUGAUAUUAAAUAACACAGACAUUAACAAUUUGAAUGAAUUGCUAAAAUUUGAAUUAAGUAAAUACGAAGCGGCAAUACAGGAAGCUGCCGAGGGUGGUCUAUUAAUUGAAGCAGAUAGAGACUUUCCCGAACCCUAUGAACGUUGGAGCAUAUUGCAAGCUGUGUUCUUCUCCUCAACCGUUUUAACUACGAUAGGUUAUGGCAAUAUUGUGCCAGUGACAACAGGCGGCAGAGCAUUUUGCAUAUGCUUCGCAUUAAUAGGCAUUCCCUUUACGCUAACCGUGAUAGCGGAUUGGGGACGUUUAUUUGCGACAGCUGUCUCUGUUUUAGGCAAAUAUCUACCAAAAGUACCGAGUUUGACUAAAUUUAUUGGGAAAACAUGGUUUUAUGCUCUAUCUGCCGUAUUAUUUUUGUGCAUAUAUUUAGCUGCUGGCGCCGGUUUAUUGCUACUCUGGGAGGAUGAUUGGUCAUUUUUUGAUGGUUUCUAUUUUUGUUUCAUAACCAUGACAACAAUUGGUUUCGGUGAUUUGGUACCAAAAAAACCAAAUUAUAUGCUUCUAUGCACAUUAUAUAUAUUAAUUGGAUUGGCGUUAACUUCUACUAUCAUUGAGUUGGUACGACGUCAAUAUGCCACAAGUUGGGCAAAGUUGCAAGAACUUUCCGGUCCAAUGGCAGAAACUUUAAGACGCUUAGGUGAAACUGCUGGCACUGGCCUAGAUUAUGCAGCUCUACAAAAAGUAUUAACGGUUUCAAUGCCGAAAUGGAAUACAUUGCUGACACGUAAGGAUCCAAGUAAUGCGGAUAUAGCAGCAUUAGAAGCCUUAACGAAUGCAAUAUUAAAAGAAGUUAAAGAAGUCCAAAAUACAAAACCGAAUGUUUUACAAAUUGUCAUCUAUGAAUCAUCUGUGUAGUCUGUGUAGUUUUUAAGUUUACAAGCAAUUGAAAAAAAAUGUGUGUUUGUGUAUCUAUCUAUCUAUCUAUCUAUCUAUCUAUCUAUCUAUUUAUGUAUACAAGUAUGCAUGUGAAUAUCGUUAUGUAUGUGCGUAUGUGUGUGUUUGUGUUUAUUAACAUUAAUAUAUCUAAUAACAAAAAUUAUUUAAAUUAGCAUAUUUUUAGGCUUAAAAAGUUAUAUAUUAUAAAUUUUAUAUCUGUAGUAGCAGAUUACACUUAAGUACGCCGUUUCACUUAAGUAACAGUAUAUUUCGCGUUUUCAAGUAUUUGAAUAAAAAUUUUUAAGAGCGAAGGUCUUCAAAUAAUCGGUUAAACCCCGAUAAACCAUUAUACCAUGGCUUACAUGUAUGUAGUAAAAAUGAACAAAAAAUUUCCAUAGUUGGUCAAGAGAAAAGUUAAAUGAUUGCCAGAUAAUAACAAUGUUAAUCGCAAAAACUACCUCUCGCCAUUCUUGAUUAGAAUUAAUUUGCUUAAAGAGGGAAACCGUUGUACAUUUCCACAGCAAAAACAAUUUGUUAUUGUCUGGCUUAAUGCAUUUGGAAGCGGAGGGGGAAAAAUGCGUUAUCUGAAAAAACCGGAUGACUUUGUUUGCAAUGACCAAAGGACCCAUAAAUUUAUUCUUUCGAUAGACAAAAGCGGCCAUCACAUCAUUUUAAGUUAACGCUGAUUGUGAUUUUGCCAUCAAAAAGCAAUCUCUUAUCAAUGCAUGGAAUUGCAAUUCCCUAGCAGCUAGUAAGCGUCACUUAAAGAACGGUCGGCAUUUCGCGCAAAAAUCCAUAUUAACCAGAUAUUAUAUCGAUCUGUCAAUAGUGCUGCCAUAUAUGUAUCAGAUUGGAAAGUCAUUGAGUGAUGUGUUAGGUAAUAUUAUUAAAAACAAAACGUAAAGUAUGUCACUUCUUUUUAUUAUUUACAUCUGAAGGUACAUUUAUUUCUAUAUUUCAAUGAUAAAAGCGUUUCACAUAAAACGAAGCAAAACCAUGGUAGAAACAGGAAAUGAAUUCCAU